AUGGCCGACGGGAUGGCCGACGAGAUGGCCGGCAGGAAGGGCAAGCAGAUGGGCUUUCAAGAGCAAGUAGACAAGGUCGGCAUGCCUAUCCAUGUCACGGCGGCGAUGGACGAAGUGGUGGCGCUGCUGGCAGACGAUGCCGAGGGCGAUCUGGUCACACCGCCCUUUGGAUCAGAGGAUGCGCCGUUCCGUAUGGUGGCAGAGCGUGACGUCAAGCGGCUGUAUCUCCUGGCUGACGGGAAGCUCGACAAGUUGCCAGUGGCUCAGUCCAAGCCAGCACCCAACGUCGAUUUGGCCUCGAGCUUGGCAGACGACCACAUGCGGUUGUAUGCCUUGGCUGAUGUGGAGGCUCUGGCUCUCUCUGUCCAUGGAUCCGAGGAGGAGCUCGUCCGCAAGCGCAAGUCGCUGUGGGAGCUGGCUGCCAAGGCGAGUAAGACCGUGGGGCGGACGGCGCGGGCACGGCGCGUGAGCCAGAAAAGCGGGAGCAGCGGCAGCUCAGGUGGCGACGCCGGCUGGGUGCCUGGGACCAAGGCCGUGUACACCGCCAUUGCCACCAACUCGAUCAUCUGCGUCUCCAAGGCUGUCGCCUUUGCCUUCUCCGGAUCGGGCGCGCUCCUUGCCGAGACCCUACACUCGGCCGCAGACGUGGGCAACCAAUCACUGCUUGCGGUGGGCAUUGCCAAGUCGACUCGCGAGUCGGACGAGGUUCAUCCAUACGGCUACGGCUCGGAGCGCUACGUCUGGUCGCUCAUCUCGGGCGUCGGCGUAUUUUUCCUCGGCUGCGGCGCCUCCGUCUACCACGGCAUUCACUCGCUUUUGCACCCGCAGCCGGUCGAGGCGCAAACAAUGGCGUUGGCUGUCCUCGGUCUCUCGUUUGCUCUCGAGGCAUACUCGUCGGCUGUCGCCGUCGCCGAGAUCAGGAAGGAGGCCGCCAAGGUCAACGUCUCGUUCCUCGAGUACGUGACCAACGGCUCGGACCCGAUGAACACCGCGGUGCUGCUCGAGGACGGCGCAGCCCUGGUCGGCGUCGGCAUUGCUGCCGGCGCCAUCGGCCUCACCGCCGUCACCGGCAACCCCAUGUACGAUGCGCUCGGCUCGAUCGCCAUCGGCGGUCUGCUCGGCGGCGUCGCCACCUUUCUUAUUGCCAAGAACAGAGCCGCGUUGCUCGGCAAGUCGAUCUCGCCCGACAAGCUUCGCACCGUCCGCCGCCUCCUCGAGUCGGACCCCAUGGUGGCCUCGGUCCACGGCGUCCGCGCCGUCUCGCUCGGCGCCGACAACGCCCGCCUCGCUGCCGACAUCAACUUUGACGCCGCCGCCCUCGCCCGCGCCGCCUGGCCAGACUUGGACGCCUCGUACACUGAAAUCACCUCGCUCCGCUCGAUUGAGGAGGUCCACGCUUGGCAAAAAGCCGCCUCGCUCCUCCUCAUCGAGCGCAUCGGCGCCGAAGUUGACCGUCUGGAGCAGGUCGUCCACACCGCCGUCCCGGAGAUCCGCUACAUCACGCUCGAGGUAUUGUAG
Thecamonas trahens ATCC 50062 is the source of this 1518-nucleotide messenger RNA. Its product is annotated as solute carrier family 30. The transcript is spliced from 2 exons. The record is from RefSeq and is a predicted model, not a curated record. NCBI's taxonomy places the organism in Eukaryota, Apusomonadida, Apusomonadidae. Gene Ontology annotation, biological process: transmembrane transport; zinc ion transport. Bases 1 to 1518 code for a protein of 505 amino acids. Gene Ontology annotation, cellular component: membrane. Gene Ontology annotation, molecular function: monoatomic cation transmembrane transporter activity.